AUGACCAACUUGGAGCCGGUGGGUAUAACGCUCGAGCCCGUAUUUCGCGUUACAUGCCCCGUUGAACCCGCGCACACGGUGGGUGACUCGGGCGAAGGCGUGCGCAAGAUCGUCCCCAUCGCUCCCGGUGGCACCAUCACCUCGCCCAUCGCAGCUCUCGACGGGGCAGUGGGCAUGCAUGGCGGAAGCGACUACUUUCGCACCGACCAGUUUGGCAAAACUCGCCUCGACGCAAGGUACUUUUUCAAACUCAAAUCCGGUCACAAUCUGUACUUUCAAUCGUCGGGCGUGCGGUUUGUGCCAAGCUCGUAUCCGGACCAGACGGCUGUGCAGAGAAUCAUGCAGGGCGAAUCGGUCGAUCCGAGCCAGUACUACUUCCGGCUCAAGCUCAUUCUGGAAUGCGACGAUCCCGAUCCGCAGGUGCAGGAUCUGGUGUGCAAAGUGGUGAUUGCCUCGGCGGUUCGUACCACCGACACCGUCAUGUACCAAGCUUACGUUGUAAACUAG
Molecule: messenger RNA, 507 nt
Organism: Moesziomyces antarcticus
Lineage: Eukaryota; Fungi; Basidiomycota; Ustilaginomycetes; Ustilaginales; Ustilaginaceae
Exons: 2
Coding region: 1-507 (168 amino acids)
Source: RefSeq, a predicted model, not a curated record